Molecule: messenger RNA, 5787 nt
Organism: Rotaria sp. Silwood2
Lineage: Eukaryota; Metazoa; Rotifera; Eurotatoria; Philodinida; Philodinidae
Source: the annotation of a GenBank genome assembly
AUGAUUGAAGCUAUUCAUGAAACUAUUGAACAACUACGGCCCACUGAACAACAACCGCAAGCAUCGACAAUUGACAUUCAUUCGUUUACAUUAGAUAAAUCUGAGGAUACCGCUAUCGAUCUACUUAAAGUGAAACUUAUGGAAACGCUUAAUAAUUAUGUAAGACGUCUAAGUGGAAUUUGUAGGAAUUAUCUAUUUAAAUUCCUUCAGCAAUAUGACUAUGAUGAAAAUAUGCGAAAUUUUACAAGUUCAUUCAAUAUGGAUACUCUUGACCCGUUUGCACGUGACCUAGAAGCUGCAUUAGCUUCAAUCGAUGCAUUUGCAGCAGCGUAUAAGGGAAGUAAAGACCCUGUAUUAGAAUUCUUAAACAAGUAUCCAACACUCAAAGAUAAACCUGGACUAUAUGGAACCACUCUAUUGUAUUCAGCAGCCAGAAAUAAUCAUGAAGUACUAGUGAGAUAUCUUAUUGAAUCAGCUCAGUGUGCUAUAAAUGCUCAAAAUCAGCAACAACUUGAAGAUGUAUUACAAACACAUGUAGAAAGUACUUAUAAACAGAUAAAUCCAUCAUCCGGUUCAACAGCACUACAUGGUGCUUGUUUCAAUGGACAUUUGAAAAUUGUUCAAUAUUUAAUGAAACGUGGUGCUGAUUAUUUCAUUCGAAAUCAAAUACAAGAAACACCCAUAAUGAAUGGACAAAGACACGGGAAUAUUCGUGAAUUCUUUGAAAAAUUUCUUAUUCUUGGUUAUUCUACCACAGCAAAAACAUUACCCGAAAAACCGAUUUCAGAAAGACCAGAAAACAAUACAUUUGACUGUAUUUGGGAACAUAAAUCAGUAUCAAAUCCUCAAUGGUCCCAAUUUUCAGAUGAUGAAUCAAAAGAAUUAAGUAAAGCAUUAAUCAUAUCACCUGAUGAAGAAAUGCAACGUACAAUCUAUCUGGGUGUACCACCAAAUACUUUUAGCGUUUCAAUCGUUGAAUUUGUACGAUCUGGUAUAAAUCGUGAUCCAAAUAAUCAACGUGCAUGGGUACGGUGUCGUGGUUCAUCAAUUUUCAAUUAUGACUGUUAUGCACGAUGGCAAAUAAUGCUUUUAAAACAUAAAGGAAUCCAAACUGCAAGUCCAGCGUCUUGGAAUAUAACUGAUAUACCAGCGGUUUAUGAUAGCAAAUUUCAAGUACAAUUGAACUGUUGGUAUAACUGUACGAAUAAGAUCAAUGCACGUCUUGACGAUGCUAUAAAUUAUCGACGAAAACAAAUGAAUAUGGAGCUGCCGUUUUUGAAAGAUGAUUUCGACUUUGAUCUUCAAGAGUUUACGUUUCAAAAUAGUGACAAAACAGUAUCAGGUUGCAUACGAUGGAUUCCGAAAUUAAUUGCAAAUGAUGAACGGUAUCGAAAUAAAAUUCAUGAAAUAGAUAACUAUCAAAAUUUGUCACAUGUUCAACCGAUACCUUUGACGACAAAACGACUUCGGGAAGUUUCAAAAAUGAGUCCUACCAAACCAAGUACGAAAUUAGACGAUGAUUUUAAAGAAGAAGACGAAAACGAUGAAGAUCUCACACUACGAACUUUUCUGAACGGAAACGUCGAUGAAGAUAGCUUAGAUGAAACAAAUAAGAACAAAAAAUGGUCAUUGUUUGAUAUCACACAAAAAAGUGAUGAACCUUCAGAACCAAAAAGUGCGAAAAUUGUACCAGAAGAGCCUCUUGCUGUUGGCUUACAAAAUGUCUUGAACAGUCCUGAUACAUCACAAAGCAUAUCUCUGCAGAAAAACUCAAUUUCAAAGGAAAGUCUUGACAAAUUACAAAUGGACUUGAAGAAAAAGGAAGGCAAAGUCUCAGCAAGAUCUAAAGAAGUAGAAGACAUUAAAGCACAAUUAAAAGCGAAGGAUGAAGAAAAUGAAAAACUGGAAAAAGAGCUUGACACCGCUAAAGAAGAACAAAAGAAAGCUCAACAACAGAAAAAAACCUAUACUGAUCAAAUUUCAAAGCUCGAGGAAGACAUAAGUCAAAUGAAAGAGAAACAAGAUGAACUAAGGAGAACAAAACAAGAAACAGAUCAAAAAUUGAAUGAGGAGCUUACAAAAGCUGAAUUAAAACAUAAGGAGGCUGAGAAAGAUAAAAAGGACCAAGCCAAAAAAAUAGCAGACCUCGCUAAAAAAAUUAAAGAUAUAGAAGCAGCCAAAGAAGAAUUAAGGAAAAAAGAAGAAGAAGAAAAGCAAAAUCUCGAAAACAAGCUUAAAAUUGUUCAAGAAGAGCAAAGACGGGCUGAACAAGAAAAACAACGACAACAAGUGCAAAUUGCAGAACUCGAAAAAUUGACCAAAGAAUUAGAGACCCACAAAAGGAAGGGAGAACAAGAAAAAGCAUACAUAGAGAAGAUCGAAAAAACUAUUUUAGCUGACGCGUAUAGUAAGAUCGAAGCACAAAUAGCAAGAGACUUUCUCGCACCAAAACAAGUCUUAAUUCUUGAUCACAUGAAAAAAACAGGCCAAACAGUUGAUAAGUAUUUCAAUGAUAGAAUACCAAAGAUGUUGCUUGGAGAAGUAAUGAAUGGGUCAUUUCAGUCAUUUACUGUCACAAUUAUUGGUUUUCAAGAUCAUCAUGAUAUCUUUAAAGCAAUGCUCGCACGAAUUCGAAAAUUUAUAAAAUCAAUACAAAAAACCAAAGAUUUCUACAAACAACAUCUAGAAAAAGUUACUGAACCUAUCAAAAACGAAAUAAAAAAAGUUAACUCACGAAUGAAACAUUGGAGUCUAUAUGUAGAAUCUUUCGAUCAGUUACUACGAGAAAAAUCAAACGAAUACAUUGAAUUAUUUAAUAUCUAUAUUGAAGAUAAAAAAAAAUUAUUAAUCGACCAAUGUAUUUUGGGUGAUUUAACAACAAUAAAAGCUGAAUUAGAAAAACAAACAGAUAGUUUUAUAAAAGAUAAACCACUCAUCACAGAAAUUGAACCACUCAAAUAUCAAACACUUGAAAAAUUUAUUGAACAAAAUAUUACUCAUCAACGAAAUCAUUAUGAAAAAAAACCAAGCCCCAAAGCAGUCUCUGUUUUAGAUACAUUCAUUAAACAAUUGAAAGAGGAUUUUAAGACAAAUCAAAAAUUUACUGGUCUUCGUGCGAAACAUUUUGGUUUGAUACCUGGCCCAUUACAAAGAUUAAUCAUAUACUCUUGUUGUUUUUAUACUCAAUUACCUUUGUUUGAAUCAGCAUUAGAUCUGUUGGAUAAAGUUAAUCAGAAUACAGUUACCACAAUUUCAACAUCAACUGGAUCAGGAAAAUCUACAUUAUUACCAGCUCUCCUUGCUGCAGAAUGUUAUGAUAAAAUUAUUGUUACACAACCUCGACGUUUACCUUGUACAUUAAUUUGUCAACGGGUUAAUGAAACAAUGACAUCAGUAAAAGAUCCUUUUUCAGAGAAACUAGCCGGAUGGGCUGUUAGUGGUGCUGAAAGAAAUCCAAGAGCUAAAAUUUUAUAUGUGACUAAUGGCCUACUCAAAGAACGUUUACUUUAUGAUGAAAAUUUCAUUACACAUAACACUCAAUUAAACAAAUCGAUUAUAUUCUUCAUCGACGAAGUUCACGAAAGAUCCGUAAAUAUUGAUCCUUGUUUAGCAUUAUUAGCACGAAUGUUAUCUAUUAAUCCGGCAUUAAAAUCAAAAAUGAAAAUAAUUAUUUCAUCUGCUACACUUGAUUCAUCUGUACCUGAUCUUUUUCGUAAAAUAAAACAAGUCUCAUUAACUGAAUUUGUGAUGCCACAGAUGGGUACCAUACAUCCUAUAACUAAAUAUUCUCGUAAAAAUGAGAAUAUAUUAAAUAUUGUACAAGAAUUAUAUCAAAAACGUCGACGACAUGAUCAAAUUUUAUGUUUUGUUAGUUCUGUCAAAGAUGUUAAUGAAUGUUGUUCAUUAUUGAAAACAAUAACUGGUGGUGUUAUUACUGCUUAUCCUCUUAUUCAAUCACAACAAGCUUCUACACAAAAAGAAUAUAUUGAAAAUGGAAGUGUAUUUUUUUCGACCACAGUUGCCGAAACGUCAUUAACAUUUCCUCAGUUAAGAUAUGUUAUCGAUACGGGUAUGAUUAAUAUACCUGUUUAUGAUCCAGAAUCUAAACGAACUGUACUCCAAGAAGAUCGAGCAGCAGAGUCCACAAUAAAACAACGUCUUGGACGUUUGGGUCGAACACAACCUGGAGAAUAUUAUUCGUUGUACGAUUUUGAAGUAGAAGAAAAAAAAUAUCCAACACCACAAAUAUGUCAAUCAGAUUUGACUAAUAUUGAGUUUGCAUUAAGAAAAUCACCAUUGAAACAAGGAUUACACCAUAUGAAACAGUUCUUUCCAGAUUCUCCACCAAAUAAAACAAUUGAUCAAACUGUUAAAACAUUACGACUACUAGCUGCUCCAAGUGAAGAUUUCACAAAGCAUGGUGAAGCUCUUGCUAAACUACCCGAUUUUGGUUCAUUAGCAAUGUCGAAAUGUAUACUGUCUGCUCUUCAGAACAAUUCUUGUGGACGAGACCUUAUCUAUCUAUCGUCUAUUUUAAGUGUUCUUAAUACUAGUGCUUUAUUGAAAUCAAUACCAGAACAUCUGAAAAGUUCAGAUGGUGAUUUUAUGACAUUGUUUAAUGUAAUGCGAGCAAUUUUACUUGUUAAACAAUCAGUCCCAGACAAUCAAUUUAAUUUACAAUAUGUAUGCCAAGUAAAAGGUCUCAGUGCUAUUCAUCAUAUUCUUCGACAAGCAUUGAGACGAUAUGUCAGUUUAGAAAGAUCUUUUAAUUCAUUAGUUGAAUAUCGUGCACAAUCACAAAUUACAUCUGGCAAUUGGCCAUCAAUCGCUAAAUCAUUAUUAGCUGGAUAUUACGAAAACGUUUUUGUUUCAUUAAAAGAAAUAUAUGGAAGAAAUCACCAUUAUGUUCGAUAUGACUCAACUAAUGAAAAUAUUGCUGUCUUAGAUUCACAAUCGACUCUUGCUCGACAUAGAAGUAUGUCGCCUGUUCCUCUAGUUUUGGCAAGAGAUAUUCGUUAUGCAUCGUCAAUUCGUUCGAGAGCUGUUCUUUCAUUUCUCGGUGAACUUCAACCGGGAUGGAUUGAAUAUCAGGUUCAACGAAAUAUUGUUUUAAAUGAAAAGGAAGCAGCGUAUCUUACAAAUAAAUAUAUAUUACCAACAGCAAAAACCAACUUUCAUUCAAUUGAUAUUCAAUUAAUUUCGGAUACACUAUCAAUAGAAGGUAAAGCUGGUACCUCUCUUAAAGCUGAGUUAUGUAUUCGACAGCAAUUGACAGUUGAACAGCCUGAGUUUGAAUUAGAAAAUCGUUUUGAUCCAGAUACAGAAGAAUAUAAGAAUUUAUCACGAAAUUUAGAAAGUGUAAUGAAAAUGCCACAUAUAUUUAAACCAAUGAUUUGGCGCUGGGAAGCGGAAAGACAAGCUAAAAUAACUGUUAAUCCGAAUACGUCAACAAAGAACAUUACAGUAAAGAUUAUUGCUAGAGAUUCGGAUUAUGAAAAUAUUAAAAAGGAAUUCAAAUCAUUUGUGCGAUGGUUAGGAUAUUGCGCUGUUAUGCGACGUCCGAAUUCAGGCGUUCCUCCACGAGUUUUUCGUCCUCAAGUGCGUGCACAAUAUCAUGAUAUUGAAGAACGAAUUUCUCAUAUUACCGACACUAAACGAACACUUAUAGACUUAUACAAAAGUGUGAAAGGUCAAAAUGCGACUCGUGAAACUCGAAUGGAAGUUGUCGCUUGGAUAGCUGUUUGUAAAUUUUCUUGCAAAGUUGAAGGUGGUUUUGUACGUGAUUGA